Messenger RNA from Acanthisitta chloris (rifleman), 761 nucleotides. RefSeq names its product PHD and RING finger domain-containing protein 1-like. The transcript is spliced from 5 exons. The record is from RefSeq and is a predicted model, not a curated record. NCBI's taxonomy places the organism in Eukaryota, Metazoa, Chordata, Aves, Passeriformes, Acanthisittidae. The coding region runs from base 130 to 729 and encodes 199 amino acids.
UUCUCUAAGCCUGAGCUGGAAGUGGUGCCUCAGGGUCCUGCCUUGAAAUCAAAAGCACCGGUGAAAAGAGUUACAUGGAAUCUUCAAGAGGAAGAAAGUGGCACCUUGUCUGCUGGAAAAGCUCCAAGGAUGCCAUUCUACAAGCUCCAGCGAGCAAAAGAAGAGGCCUGGAAAGCAGAGGACUUGAACCAAACGUUAAAUCAGGUGUACUGUCAAAACCUGCCUUUGGCGCCACCCGUGCCCUCCAGCCUGCCCCCCUACGCCCCUGUCAGCCAGCCCACAGUGCCGUUCAUCAUGCAGGGCAGCCUCCCAGCCCUGGGCUGCGUGGUGGGGCAGAGCCUGACGCCGGAGCCAGGCAGCCUGGCCACUGCCUCCGAGCCCGGAAUCCAGGCUGCGUCGGUCGGGAAUGAAGACGAAAAGAUCAAAGCACCCAAACCUCCAGUGGAUAAAACAAAAAACGAGGAAUACAUGAAGAAGCUUCACAUGCAAGAAAGGGCUGUAGAAGAAGUGAAACUUGCCAUCAAACCGUUCUACCAAAAGAGGGAGAUUACAAAGGAGGAAUACAAGAACAUCCUUCGAAAAGCAGUGCAAAAGAUCUGCCACAGCAAAAGUGGAGAGAUCAACCCCAUGAAGGUGGCAAAUCUGGUGAAGGCGUACGUGGAGAAAUACAAACAUAUGAGGAAACAUAAGAAAACUGAUGGUGAAGAUACACGUGAGGUGGAAAACUGAGAGCAAGCCCCAGCCAGCAUGACUUGGACUGA